This is a messenger RNA of Cuscuta europaea, 2432 nucleotides long. The record is from the annotation of a GenBank genome assembly. Lineage: Eukaryota; Viridiplantae; Streptophyta; Magnoliopsida; Solanales; Convolvulaceae.
AUUCCAGUGGUCGUCGGAUCGGAUUAUCAUUCCAAUCACAUUAUCAAAUACGAUAGUAUUAAGGACUUAGUAUAAAAUUGAAAUUCAAAAGUAGAGAGGGAGAGAGGUGGGACAAGAAUUCCAGCUUCUUCCUCUUCUUCUUCAAGAAGGGAUUAUGUUUAUACUCUGGGUUUUAUUCCUUUGAAUCUUUGCUUCGCAAUGAGCGAGCUUUUGAAACCAGAUUUGUAUAUUCCAUUUAUUCAUCUAUCAUUUGGAAUUUGAAAUUGUUGAGUUCUAUACUUCUAUUGAGUCCAACUUUCAAGUGUGGAGGAUUCAGGGAACUCUGUUGGUUGGAUUUUUCUUUUAAAAAGAUCGUUCAUUUACAUUCGCCGCGGCUUUGAAUGGAGAAAAGUGAGAAAGGGGAUUUCCCUCCAAAAAAGGCUCAAUUGGAGGCGCCUUUGACGGCGGCUGCAGCAACGCUACCUGCGGAAGCUGAUUUACCGACGAAGAAGCUCGCGAGGCAGCUGGAUUUCGCGCCGUCUGGUGACGGCGAUGGAGGGGUAUGUAGGACUGUAUCGGUGGCCAUUUUUCCGGAGCAUUCUCAGCCGAUAGUUCCGCAUACCCUGUUGACUGUGAAGCAAGGCCAGCCUCCACAAUCACAAUUGCCGCCACAUUUACAGUCACUGCAACAAUUUUUUUCGGUGCCUAUGCAGCAGCCUUCAUCGCCAUAUGCUAAUCCUUCAGUACGGCCUCUGAAACCAGAAUCCCCGAGAGUUAGGCAUAGGCAAAGUACUGGCGAAACAAAGGAUGGAACUCCAAAGAGGAAAAAGCAAUGCAACUGCAAACACUCUCGGUGUUUGAAAUUAUACUGUGAAUGCUUUGCGUCUGGCAUAUAUUGUGAUGGGUGUAACUGCGAAAAUUGUCACAACAAUGUUGAAAAUGAAGCUGCCAGACGAGAAGCUGUUGAAGCUACUUUGGAUCGCAAUUUAAAAGCAUUCAGACCUAAAAUUGCUAGCAGUCCUAAUGGAGUUCGGGACAUUAAGGAGGAAGCUGGGGAUUGUUUGGUCUUGGCAAAGCAUAAUAAAGGAUGCCGUUGCAAGAAAUCAGGGUGCCUUAAAAAGUAUUGUGAAUGUUUCCAAGCCAACAUUCUUUGUUCAGAAAAUUGCAAAUGCAUGCACUGCAAAAAUGUUGAAGGGAGUGAAGAGAGGCAGGCACUCUUCCGUGGAGAGAAUCCCAACAGCUUGGCAUAUCUUCAGCGGGCAAAUGUUGUUAUAACUGGUGCCAUUGGAACCUCUGGUUUUGGAUCUCCUCCCGUAGCAAAGAAAAGAGAAGUCCAUGAGUUAUUUACUGGCUCAACAAUGAAAUUUCCUAUUGAUGCAUUCGCGCAGUUCCCGCAGAGCAACCAAAGUAAAGGUCCUGUUCAACCUGCUUUAAUGCCUUCAAUUCCCAGUGCCCAAGUUGGUAGUAAUGCAGCGGCACUAGGCCCAUCAAAAUUUGCGUACAGACUGUUUGCCAAAUGACUUUGAGAAAGUUUGGUAACUACUUUCUCAUCCACACAAAAAUGAACGAACAGCUUUUGAAAGGUCCUUAUUGGCAGACAUCAUCCAACCAGAGGAUGUGAAGGAAGUUUGUUCAUUCUUGGUCUCCUGUUCAAGAGAAGCUGCUAAAAUGCUUGCAGAUGAAAAAAAUGCAAGAGGGAAGCAAGCAGAAGAGCUUAGAGAAACAAUGGUUGCCUCACCUCAGGACACAUUAGAUAAUGUAAGAGUUUCUGUGGGAAGGGCUUUACCUGAUCAAUGUUCCACCGAGAACCAUGUUGAAAAGAAAAGUGCAGAUGAUCCCAAUGUCUUUGUAGUAAGGCCAUUGUCUCCAGGAACAUUGGCACUGAUGUGUGAUGAACAGGAAACGGUGUCUUCCCAGUUGCGUCGUGGGCAAAGCAUGACGGAAGCCUAUGAAAAGCAGGAAACCAUUGUUUUGACAAAAUUUCGUGAUUGCCUCAACAGGCUUAUUGCAUUGGGAGAAAUAAAAGAAUCACGGUGUUCUUCAAUGGCACGAGGUUCAGAAUCAGAUUGCCGAAAUGGCAAUGCUGCGGAAGCACGAAACCAAAAGGAAACCUACUGCAACGGUAAGCUUGAUGACCCCUCCCCAUCUGAAGUGGUCAUUUCUGCAACACAAGACCAAAAGGUCCACCCCCCUGGAGAAAACGGUUGAGAGAUGCAUAGUUGAAACUUAAAUUGCAGAGACAAAUUUCAAUAAGAGGAAAUUGUAUUUGGGUCCUUCAGUUAUAGGAAUCUGGUGAAGUUAUACCACUUUUAACCUUUGGGUUAUUAUUUAUUACGAAAGUGGUGUCUUUAGGCCCUCAUUAGAAAAAGAAACUUGAAUUCACUAUAGCUAUUGUUUAAACAUCUAAUUUUUUAAUGUACUACAAUAACAUUGUAAAAAAUAUUAAUUUUCUA